AUGAAAACUGCCGGCGUAGUGUUACAUUCCGGUAGUUGGUCGAGAUGGUCACUGUUCUUACUUUUGUGGACAAACUUUGCAAGCGUGCUUGGUCGAACCGCUUUUGAAAAACUCACUGAAUUAGAUUACAAAGGCACGACAUAUUAUACAGUAAAAAACUUGACGCUGUAUGAGUGCCAGGGAUGGUGUCGAGAAGAGCCAGAGUGCCAAGCAGCUUCAUUUAGUUUUGUCUUAAACCCGUUGACGCCCAUACAAGAAACCAUUUGCCAAUUACAGAAUGAGACAACUGCUAAUAAUCCAGCGGCAACUCCUCAGCGUUCCGUCAACUUGUAUUACAUGGUGAAAAUGCAAAUACGAUCCGGUUAG
Messenger RNA from Macrosiphum euphorbiae (potato aphid), 366 nucleotides. NCBI's taxonomy places the organism in Eukaryota, Metazoa, Arthropoda, Insecta, Hemiptera, Aphididae. The record is from the annotation of a GenBank genome assembly.